Molecule: messenger RNA, 1657 nt
Organism: Periophthalmus magnuspinnatus
Lineage: Eukaryota; Metazoa; Chordata; Actinopteri; Gobiiformes; Gobiidae
Gene: mrm3a
Product: mitochondrial rRNA methyltransferase 3a
Exons: 4
Coding region: 48-1418 (456 amino acids)
Biological process (GO): RNA processing
Molecular function (GO): RNA methyltransferase activity; RNA binding
Source: RefSeq, a predicted model, not a curated record
GGGGCAUGAUGACAUAAACAUUACACGGAGCAACGAGGGAGAAUACAAUGAUGGCAGCCUACAUGAGGAGCGUGUUUUGUCUAUUUUCAUUUGAGAGUAAAGCUGUAUUACUGGGAAAAGGAAGCAGUAGACCUAUUGUGGAAAGUAAACGAUAUGUACGCGGACUGAGACGGAAACCGGUCAACGUGUUAUUUACAGAAUAUGACUCUUCGAAAGUCAUAAAGCCAAAACACUCUCCCAAACAACAGCAACCCGAGAAGAUGGAGAAACCAACCAAGGACAUUAGAAACACUGCAGAAAAGGCGUUUGUCAGUGAGAGGGAAAGUGUUUGUACUGCCACAAAAGAUGCACAGAGGAGACCUAUCACACAAGAUGAUAUCGCAGGACUCCGUUUUGAGAGGGCUUUCCCUGGAGACAAGAGACUAUCAAAGGUGGUGAGUGUGGCUCGGUCGAGGACCUUUCGGGAGCACCAGGGUAAGAUCCUGCUCGAGGGCAGGCGGCUCAUCAGUGAUGCCCUAAACGCUGGAGCCAUCCCUCAGAUGGUGUUCUUCAGUUCAAUGGAUCGCCUUUUGGAGCUCCCCGUGAACAAGCUGAAACGGGCCAACCUGGUCAAAGUAAAGUUUGAAGAUAUAAAAAUCUGGUCUGAUCUAGUGACUCCACAAGGUGUAAUAGCCAUAUUUUCUCGCCCAGACUCCUCAAAAUUAAAAUACAACAGUGAUUAUUCAAUACCUUUGUCUUUGAUAUGUGAUAAUAUUCGUGACCCUGGGAAUCUUGGCACAAUCAUACGAUGUGCUGUUGCAGCAGGUUGUCACAGCAUCCUCCUCACUAAAGGUUGCGUUGAUGCCUGGGAACCUAAAGUAUUACGGGCUGCAAUGGGUGCCCAUUUCCGCCUUCCCCUCUAUUCCAAUCUGCACUGGGAUGAUAUUGAAAGCUAUUUGCCUAAAUCUGUGACUGUCCAUGUAGCAGACAACAGUGGGAAUAGACAAAUGGAAAGUACAGAGCCAAAACCUGAUGAACUGAAAACAUCUCAGAAAGCAGGAAAUUACGGCUGGGUCAGAGCACAGUCUAAUCACACACAAGUGGACUAUGAGGACUAUGAUUCAGAUUCAGAUGAUGAAUGUGAACUGCCUCUUCACAGAGUGGCCACUAAGCUGUACCAUGAGCCCUGGGCUCAGAACCCCACAGCCCUUGUGAUUGGAGGAGAAACUCAUGGUCUCAGUGUAGAGUCGGUGCAACUCGCGGGAAAAACGUCUGGCCACAGACUUUUUAUUCCUGUAGUUCCUGAAGUAGACAGUUUAAAUUCUGCCAUGGCGGCCAGCAUCCUCCUAUUUGAGGGCAGAAAGCAACUAAUGCAGCAACUUCACUCCACAAAGUCAAAGUCUCAGGCUGUCAACAAAAUGAAACAUGUAGUUAAAUAAUGGACAAAAAACCUCAAAAUAAAAAAUGGUAAACAAGAUAAAUAAUGAGAAACACAAAAUAACUAAAGAUGCAUUUAUACAAUUUAAAUCAAUUUUGCAUAUUCAGUGACCAAAAGCAUGUGCAGAUUGGUUGCUUGUGGUUUUGCCUGUUACUGUCAGUCUCCAUAUGCAUUUUCAGAAAAGUAAAGAGAAAAGUAUGUGUUGGCUAUAAUUUCUUAUAGUCAAAUAAAACAUUGAAA